AAAUAUGUUUGAUCCACUGCCCUAGCCUCAGCAUCGGCAGGGAGUUCCCAUCCCUCCACGAUGGCCUCAUUUGCAAGCGUGAGGCACGGCCUCGAGAAUGCUACGUAUAGGCAGUUAGCUGUGGGUAUCGCUGGUGGAGUCUUCGCGCUGUGGAUUGUUGGAAAGUUGCUCAGAGAACUGUCGCACGCAUUGUUCCCGAAUUUCGUUCCUGGCGAACCGAACACAGCAUUGCUGGCUACCAUUCGACCGAACAAAGGCGAAGCGUCGACCAAAGACUUACAGAAUGCUCGCGAGUAUGACUAUGUGAUCAUCGGCGGCGGUACAGCUGGAUGCGUCUUGGCCAAUCGUCUCUCAGAAGAUCCUAACACUACUGUCCUCGUCAUCGAAGCAGGCCAUUCAGACCUGAAGCAGAUCUUCUCUAGGAUUCCAGCUGGAUUUGGACGUCUGCUCGGGACCUUAGCUGACUGGAACUUCUACACAGAGAAGGACAAGGGCUGCAAUGACAGGAAGCUCUUCUGGCCUCGUGGCAAAAUGCUUGGUGGCUGUAGUGCCAUCAAUGCUAUGAUCUACAACAAAGGCGCAGCCGAAGAUUAUGACGAGUGGGAAAGCCUUGGGAAUGCUGGAUGGGGAUGGAACAGCGUGUCGAAAUAUGCUAAGAAGGCAGAGGCCUUCCAGCAUGGUCCUCAUUCCGCGCUCACCUCCCAGGAUCUAGCUGAGCAUGGUCGUAGUGGUCCAUGGCAGACUGGGUACACCGUUUUUGCUCCGCUUUGCAAGGUGUUUCUAGACGCCUGCGAAUCUAUCGGUAUUCCGAAUAUUCGCGAUUUCAAUACUCCCAAAGGCAUGAUCGGCGCCUCCCAGUUCCAGACAUUCAUCGACUCGAAGGGCCAAAGAUCCUCUACCGCAGUCGCAUACUUGACGAAAGAUGUGGCAAGCCGACCGAAUUUGAGAAUCGCUACUGGCCAGACUGUGACCAAAAUCCUUUUCGACACUUCCAAUGCGAAGCCUCGUGCAGUCGGUGUCGAGAUGGGCUCGACGAAGAUCAGUCCAGUACGCUACGUUGUCAAGGCUAAGAAGGAAGUCAUCCUCUCUGCUGGCGCGGUCCAAUCUCCGCAGAUCCUAAAGUUAUCAGGCAUCGGUCCAGCUGCUGAGCUGAGAAAACACGGGAUUCCAACAAUCAAGACUUUGAUGGGUGUCGGCGAGAACCUUGCAGACCAUUUUUGCGGCAUCAUGGUUUUCGAAUCGAAGCAGAAAUCUUACCAGUACCUCGUGGACCCUCUCAAAAGUCUGCCCGCCCUGAUCGAGUGGAUGCGAUUCGGUACCGGGCCUAUGACGAGCAAUGUCGGUGAAGCAGGCUGCUUCGUUCGCGUUGCUGAUCGACCUGAUGCGCCCGAGAGCCUGCGUAAGAAUGACUUGGCCAGCGGUCCCAAUGCACCAGAUCUCGAGCUUCUAGUCGGUCCUCUCGCAUACAUCGCUCAUGGUAAAAUCCUUGCACCAAGCACUAAGGAGUACUUUUCCAUUGGACCCAUCAUGCUGCGUCCAGAAUCUCGUGGCACGAUUUAUCUCGCCUCAUCCUCGCCCUUUGACGCCCCAUUGAUUGACGCAAAUUAUCUUGCAACCCAACACGAUCGAGACAUGAUGGUCUAUGGGAUGCGUCUCGCUCGAGAUGUCGUGCACUCUGCACCAUUUCAGCAGGCCUUUUCAGAAUGGUACUUCCCUUCACAAGAUGUGGCGACGAUGACGGAUGACCAGCUUCUCGAGGCUGUGAGAAAUAGCGGCGAGACGAUUUAUCAUCCAUUCUGUACGAAUAAGAUGGGCCUUGUUACGGACGAGACCGCUGUGGUUGAUGCUGAGUUGCGUGUACACGGUGUGGAUGGUCUGAGAGUAGUUGAUGCGAGUAUUUUCCCGAAACCCGUGGCUUGCCAUCCUUGUGCGCCAGUUGUGAUGGUAGCUGAGAAAGCGGCGGAUCUUAUCAAGGGGAGGAAGUAGCUUGCAAAUACCGACCAAACAGCCUAAAGAUCGCAGUCGCCUACUUCA
Messenger RNA from Pseudocercospora fijiensis CIRAD86, 2034 nucleotides. RefSeq lists its product as uncharacterized. Bases 61 to 1986 code for a protein of 641 amino acids. Lineage: Eukaryota; Fungi; Ascomycota; Dothideomycetes; Mycosphaerellales; Mycosphaerellaceae. The transcript is spliced from 2 exons. The record is from RefSeq and is a predicted model, not a curated record. Gene Ontology annotation, molecular function: flavin adenine dinucleotide binding; oxidoreductase activity, acting on CH-OH group of donors.